UUAUUUUUCAUGGCCAGUUUAAAACUUUGCAUAUAAACAUUGAUUAGAUAUAUAACUGAACUCAUGUUGUAACUAGGUAAUAUUUUAUUUUGCCAUAUAUCGACCACGAUUACCGCAGUUUCCAAGCACAAAGAAAAUAUCUUAACAGCAACUUCCAUUUAGCGCGAACAUAUGCUCGGAUAUUUGUCCGAGGACGUAAUCUGUUCCGAGAAGAAAAACUCUAAGCUUCGAAGAACUCAGUGAUGUCCAAGGACAAAUAACCGAGCAUAUUUUUAAAGUCAAAUGACGGCUAUUGUGUUUAUUAUACCUCACAUAUUUUUCGCAACUCGCAGGAUCUUAUGAAAAUUGGAGAAUAUCACUCGGAAACUCCCUCAGUUUUAGCUGGAGAAUGUUCAGUCACGUGACGCGCUUAGACCAAUCGUGUGCGAGCAAAAAUAUUCGAUGGAUUGUGAAUAUUGUUAUAAUAACAGUAUAUAGUGUCAAAUAUAGGAAAUUCUGCGAUUUACAAACUUGUCUCGACGUUUCCACACCAGAUUUGUGGAACUUAAGUGUAAUAACAGUAGAACCCCGCCAUAUAUACGGCCAUCCCAUUCUGGCCCGAAAGUUAGUCAGUCAAAGAGUAGCCUCUUCCAGGCGUUCAGUUAGUUGGGAGGCAGCGCGGAAAACAGCGCGGAAAACAGCGCGCAAAAAAAUUAAUAAAGCGCGGCGAGAGGAAGCGAGAGAACGCCUGUGGGCAAACUCCUCUCACCGAAUUUUUGUUUUUCGCGCUGCGCCCCAACUAGCUGAACGCCUGAAAGAGGCUAGUCCAAGAGAAACGUCUUGGUCAGUCAUAUUCUUAUGCAGAAGCCCUGCAAUACGGUCAGCCCGUUAAUACGCCCACGUGGCCAGUUAGUGACCGAGUUCCAUUGUAUAUCUUAAAAAGAAUUUCAGUUUCGGAGUCAGUUGGUAAAGUUGAAUUACUUUACACACGUAGAGUACAGUCUACGUAAUAAUUGCUUCGUUGGAGGGAGAGUCGGCUUAACUUCGGUCCUACAAAGCUGCCCUCCUCGCAGUAUUUGAGCUGGCUUCUCGGAUUAACCAGUAAGGGUUUUUUUUUCAGAUUAAAAAAAAAUAAUAAUAAUUCCAUUCCCUGCAGGGGCCGUGAACUUGUCAUAUAUCAUGUAGCGAUUUUUCUUUAUGCUGCGUGUUUAUUACCGAAUAGGACGUGCUAGACUGCAAAAACAAAAAGCUUGCCAGCGUCAUUGACCUGAAAUCAGUGAUGGAUGCGUUUCAAAGCUGCCUCUUUGUUCUGACUCUUUUCGCUUUGCUGCUUUCUGCUGUCACUCUCAUGCGAUCGAGCAACACGUCAGCCGAGUUAUUCCUUAUCCAGAGAAGAAUUGAAGAACUGGAGGUUCACCUUUCUAAAGGAUUCGCCAUCCCAGAUUUUCCCCGUGAACCUGACGGAUUACAAGAAAGCAAGCCUACAGAUCACCAAAGAAGGUUUAGUAGAGAUCUGGGGCCUGGUAACGAGUCCAAGCCACGGGAAAAAGCGAGGAAAGGCAUCAAUCGUAAGAUGAAACUAGAAAUAAAGAAUGAGGUUCGCACAGUGAUAGGAUCUUUAACUCAAUUGUUCUGUGCAACGGAAGAAAGACUUUGUCUUAGAGGUCCUAAAGGCGAUAAGGGCGGUGAAGGAACUCGAGGAAUUCCUGGAGUUCGUGGCGAGAGAGGUCUGACUGGACCUUCGGGUAUUAAAGGACAAAAAGGUGACCCAGGCAUUUCAGUUUCCACUCCUACAAUCACUACACCUUCUAAAGUGGUAACCAUUCAAGAGAAGCAUACAACCUCUUUAUCGUGCGAAGCCGAGGGACUUCCUUUACCAGACGUGACCUGGGUGCGACUCUAUGGAUCUUUACCAGGAGGUCGUCACGUGAUACAUAAUAAUGGUACUUUGAUCAUAAGCGGAAUACUGCAACAGGACGCCGGAAUGUAUGUGUGCCAAGCUAAGAAUGUUCUGGGGAUGGCAAAAUCAACCAACUUGUUGAUCGUUCAUGUUCCAGUUCAAUUCACAAAGAGGCCGCGCCCCGUAACAAUAGAGGAAGGGCAGAACGCAACUCUGAGCUGCAAAGCGUCUGGAUUUCCCGCUCCCGUGAUCAGUUGGGCAGCGUCAUCAGCGAGGGGACGCAUGCUCGCAAAGAACUCACUUGAGGGAACACUCGUGAUCAACAAUGCCACCCUGAAAGAUAGUGAUAGGUACACAUGCACUGCAAGAAACGACGUAAAUGAGGUCAAAGCUUCUGCUCACAUUUCCGUACUCCCUAAACUAAAGUUUCUUGAUCACCCAGUCGCGAAGCUAAAUUCUUAUAUCGGUGGCAAAGUUUUGCUCCUCUGCUUAGCGAAUAGUGGUAUAGUGACUUGGUCUAGACAGAACCCUACUAUGCCAGAGGCUCACAAGAUUUUGCGCAACGGAACUCUGAUGAUCAACGUCACUUCUCUUGACGAUGGCGGGUUGUACGUCUGCUUGGCGAAAAGCGAAGUUGCUGCCAUAAACGCCAGUUCCGUUUUAACGGUUCACGCAAGAUCGUGCAGUGAGUUGAGAUUAGCGGGUUACAAUCACAGUGGCGUUUUCGAUAUUAAGCCAGAUCAGAAUUCGCCGUAUUUCCAAGUACGUUGCAACAUGACGGCCAAGGGUGGUGUGGGCGUAUCGAUUGUCAGUCACAACUCGGAGCAAAGGACCGCCGUUAAAGGGUACGUGGCUCCUGGAAGCUAUGUAAGAAAUGUAACUUACGGCGGAGCGACCAUGGCCCAGAUCACACACCUCAUCCAAGCUUCAGCCCAUUGUGAACAAUUCAUAAAAUACGAAUGCCACCAUUCGGUGCUCCUGUGGGAAGGUUCGCGUUAUGGUUGGUGGGUGUCGCGUGACAAAGAGAAGAUGAUGUACUGGGGAGGAGCCUCUCCUGAGAGUGACAUGUGCGCGUGCGGAAUGAACGACUCGUGCGCAACUGGGGGAGCGUGUAACUGCGACGCAAAUGAUAUGACUUGGCGCGAAGAUAGUGGGCUGUUGACUGACAAGUCAAAACUGCCGGUGACGCAGCUCCGUUUUGGUGACACGGGCGAUCCAAGAGUAGAGAAAGGCUUUCACACUUUAGGAAAGUUGAAAUGCUAUGGUAUUGCUUAGAGUAAGGCAACGUCCACACUAUGUCGGGGGAAUUUGAAAACGCAGCUUUAUUUCCAUGCUUAGACCUACCGUCCACAC
Messenger RNA from Orbicella faveolata, 3232 nucleotides. RefSeq lists its product as uncharacterized. The record is from RefSeq and is a predicted model, not a curated record. Lineage: Eukaryota; Metazoa; Cnidaria; Anthozoa; Scleractinia; Merulinidae.